AUGCCACACGAAAGAGGCACGAGGGCUGGGAUACUGCCAGGUUGCCCAAGCCUAGACAGGCAAAUUCGAAUGGCAGAGGUCGGGUUCGAACCACGGACCUUCAGGUCAGUAAAUUCGCGUUCUAACCACUUGGACAAUCUCGCCCCUGCUAUCUGUAUAGCAAGCGACUGUUCUUCUAGUCAAUCCGUCAUUACCAAAUUUUGUCCCAAGGUAAACCUCGUCUGCAAAAAACACUCCACAGAUAAUACUAAUAACGAUCGUUCAGCUGUAACACCCUUUCGGUGCCUAGCUGUCAUGCCACACGAAGGAGGCACGCGGGCUGGGAUGCUGCCAGGUUGCUCAAGCCUAUACGGGGAAGUAGAGAUGCAGAGGUCGGGUUCGAACCAUCAACCUUCCGAUCGAGCUGCCAAAACAGUUUUAUCUCGUUUAGUUACGAUCUGUGGCUUUUUUUACGGGAAAACUAAAAUCCCAACUGACCAGUUACACACUAUUGGUCAGGGAAGCAAAACUCUCAUUUGCACCUUAUUUACAAAAACUGGACACCCAUCUUCUCCUGAACUCGUCUUCUUUAACUUUCCUGAAUAUUCAUUGACUCCAAUCAUUCAUUGCUCAAAUCCAAUCAAAUGCUACAAAGCGACUCCACAAAUUCUGCAACAGGUCUCUGUUUUCAAGAGACGCAAGGCGAACUCACAAGAAGAAAAACAUACUGCUCGCACGCCUCCCCAUCAGUAG
Molecule: messenger RNA, 732 nt
Organism: Opisthorchis viverrini
Lineage: Eukaryota; Metazoa; Platyhelminthes; Trematoda; Opisthorchiida; Opisthorchiidae
Exons: 4
Coding region: 1-732 (243 amino acids)
Source: RefSeq, a predicted model, not a curated record